This is a messenger RNA of Dichomitus squalens LYAD-421 SS1, 5833 nucleotides long. RefSeq names its product 1,3-beta-glucan synthase. Gene Ontology annotation, cellular component: plasma membrane; 1,3-beta-D-glucan synthase complex. Gene Ontology annotation, molecular function: 1,3-beta-D-glucan synthase activity. The transcript has 12 exons. Gene Ontology annotation, biological process: (1->3)-beta-D-glucan biosynthetic process; fungal-type cell wall polysaccharide biosynthetic process. Bases 62 to 5398 code for a protein of 1778 amino acids. NCBI's taxonomy places the organism in Eukaryota, Fungi, Basidiomycota, Agaricomycetes, Polyporales, Polyporaceae. The record is from RefSeq and is a predicted model, not a curated record.
CUCGCCAUCCUCUCCUCCUUCGUCGUUGCGUCCAGCGACCGGAGCCUUCGCCAUUCCCAUCAUGGCCUCCCGUCCUGGUCCUCGCAGCCAGGAGGGCAUGUAUGUCCCCUCGUCUCCCCCCUCCUCCGACCCUCAUGAUCCCUUCCACCAACCCGUCCAAAUGCCCGAGCCUCACCGCUAUUACGACAACGACUCGGAACGAUACGACAGGCAGCGAGAUACCUACGCCUCAGAUGGCAGUCAGGGAGACGACGAUAGGUACUACGAGCACGGCGGGGCCUACGACUACACCCAACCGGACACAGACUCGGACAUGGAUGUGUACGGCCAGAAAUACGUACCCUCGACCGAGUCGCUCGGCCCACCGCGUAUGGGAAUCUCAGAGUCCUCAACCCCGACAUUCGUCGACCACAACGGCGUCUCUGUCCGAGAACCGUACCCUGCAUGGAGUUCCGAGCGCCAGAUACCGCUGUCCAAGGAAGAGAUCGAGGAUGUAUUCCUGGACCUCACGCAGAAGUUCGGAUUCCAGCGGGACUCGAUGAGAAACAUGUUCGACUUCGUAAUGCAACUUCUCGAUAGCCGCGCAUCGCGAAUGUCGCCCAACCAAGCACUCCUGACUCUCCAUGCGGACUAUAUCGGUGGCCAGCACGCGAACUAUCGCAAGUGGUAUUUCGCGGCCCAGCUCGAUCUGGACGAUGCGAUUGGCUCGACGCAGAAUCCAGGCCUACAGCGGCUGAGGUCCCAGAAGCGCAAGUCAAGGGGCCACAAGGCCGCGGAGAGACAGCUGCACAGUGCGCUUGACCGGUGGCGGCAGGCGAUGAACAACAUGAGCCAGUACGACCGGAUGCGCCAGAUCGCGCUCUGGCUGCUGCUCUGGGGCGAGGCUGCGCAGGUGCGGUUCGUGCCCGAGUGCUUGUGCUUCAUCUUCAAGUGCGCGGACGACUACUACCGCUCGCCCGAGUGCCAGAACCGGAUAGACCCCGUGCCGGAGGGUUUGUACUUGCACGCCGUCGUGAAGCCGCUGUACCGGUUCAUCCGGGACCAGGGGUACGAGGUCGUCGAUGGCAAGUUCGUGCGCAAGGAGAAGGACCACGACCAGAUUAUCGGGUACGAUGAUGUCAAUCAACUGUUCUGGUAUCCUGAGGGUAUUGCACGGAUUGUCUUAACUGACAAGACGCGCCUGGUCGACCUCCCACCAUCGCAGCGGUUCAUGAAGUUUGACCGGAUAGACUGGAACCGCGUCUUCUUCAAGACGUACUUCGAGAAGCGUUCCUUCGGCCACCUGCUCGUCAACUUCAACCGGAUAUGGGUCAUACACGUAUCCAUGUACUGGUUCUACACGGCGUAUAACUCCCCGACAAUUUACAAUGGCGACAAGUCCUCGGCUAUGCGCUGGUCCGCUACCGCUCUCGGCGGCGCCGUCGCUACUAUCAUCAUGAUCGCAGCCACGCUCGCUGAGUUCUCGUACAUACCCACCACCUGGAAUAACACGUCUCACCUUACGCGCCGGCUUAUCUUCCUUGUCAUCACGCUCGCGCUCACAGCUGGUCCCACGUUCUACAUCGCGAUCGCGGAGUCAAAUUCUCCCGGUGGCUCGCUUGCGCUCAUCCUCGGCAUCGUCCAGUUCUUCAUCUCAGUCGUCGCGACGCUACUGUUCGCCGUCCUGCCCUCGGGCCGGAUGUUCGGUGACCGCGUCGCGGGCAAGUCGCGCAAGUACCUCGCGAGCCAGACGUUCACGGCCUCCUACCCGUCGCUGACCUCGUCGGCGCGGAUAGCGUCCCUCUUCCUGUGGUUCCUCGUGUUCGGGUGCAAGCUGACGGAGAGCUACUUCUUCCUGACGCUGUCGUUCAAGAACCCGAUCCGGGUCAUGGUCGGGAUGCAGAUCCAGGGCUGCAACGACAAGUACUUCGGGAACGCGCUGUGCAGGAACCAGGCGGCGUUCACGCUCACGAUCAUGUAUCUCAUGGACCUGGUGCUCUACUUCUUGGACACGUUCCUGUGGUGGAUCAUCUGGAACACGGUGUUCUCGAUCGGGAGGAGCUUCGCGCUGGGGUUGUCGAUCUGGACGCCGUGGAAGGACAUCUACACGCGGCUGCCGAAGCGCAUUUACUCGAAGAUCUUGGCUACGGCGGAUAUGGAGACCAAGUACAAGCCCAAGGUUCUUGUCUCACAGAUCUGGAACGCGAUCAUCAUCUCAAUGUACCGGGAGCACCUGCUCUCGAUCGAGCACGUUCAGAAGUUGCUGUACCAUCAGGUCGAUGCACAGGACGGCCGUCGCAGCCUGCGCGCGCCCGCGUUCUUCAUCUCGCAAGGGGACAAGGGCUACCGCGGCCAGUUCUUCACGCCCGGAAGCGAGGCGGAGCGGCGCAUCUCGUUCUUCGCCCAAUCGCUGACUACCGCCGUCCCGGAGCCGCUUCCUGUCGAUGCCAUGCCGACGUUCACCGUAUUGACGCCGCACUACAGCGAGAAGAUCUUGCUCUCUCUGCGCGAGAUCAUCCGCGAGGAGGACCAGAACACGCGUGUCACGCUCCUCGAGUACCUGAAGCAGCUGCACCCGGUCGAGUGGGACAACUUCGUCAAGGACACCAAGAUCCUCGCGGAGGAGUCGCAGAUGUACAACGGCGCGAACCCAUUCGGCGACGAGAAGGGUCAGUCCAAGACAGACGACCUGCCGUUCUACUGCAUCGGCUUCAAGUCUGCCGCUCCCGAAUUCACGCUCCGUACGCGUAUCUGGGCUUCCCUACGCGCGCAGACGCUCUACCGUACUGUGUCCGGCAUGAUGAACUACGCGAAGGCAAUCAAGCUCCUCUACCGCGUCGAGAACCCCGAGGUCGUGCAGCUCUUUGGCGGGAACACGGACAAGCUCGAGCGCGAACUGGAGCGUAUGGCGCGUCGCAAGUUCAAGUUCGUCGUCUCCAUGCAGCGCUACGCCAAGUUCAAUCGCGAGGAGCAGGAGAACGCCGAGUUCCUGCUGCGUGCGUACCCUGACCUGCAAAUCGCGUACCUCGAGGAGGAGCCCCCUCGCAAGGAGGGUGGUGACCCGCGCCUGUUUUCUUGCCUUAUUGACGGGCACUCUGAGUUCAUCCCCGAGACCAGCCGUCGGCGCCCUAAGUUCCGCAUCGAGCUUCCUGGCAACCCCAUUCUUGGUGACGGAAAGUCGGACAACCAGAAUCACGCGAUCAUCUUCUAUCGUGGGGAGUACCUCCAGCUCAUCGACGCGAACCAGGACAACUACCUCGAGGAGUGUCUCAAGAUCCGGAACGUGCUUGCCGAGUUCGAGGAGUACGCGGUGUCGAGCCAGAGCCCGUACGCGCAGUGGGGCCAUAAGGACUUCAAGAAGUCGCCCAUCGCGAUCGUCGGGGCGCGCGAGUACAUCUUCUCGGAGAAUAUCGGUAUUCUUGGUGACUUAGCUGCGGGCAAGGAGCAGACGUUCGGUACGCUCGCGGCGCGCUCGCUCGCGUGGAUCGGCGGCAAGCUGCACUACGGUCAUCCGGAUUUCCUCAACGCGCUGUUCAUGACGACGCGCGGGGGCGUGUCGAAGGCUCAGAAAGGUUUGCACCUCAACGAGGAUAUCUACGCUGGUAUGAACGCGUUCGGGCGUGGAGGCCGCAUCAAGCACACGGAGUACUACCAGUGCGGUAAAGGACGUGAUCUCGGCUUUGGUACGAUCUUGAAUUUCCAGACGAAGAUCGGGACGGGUAUGGGCGAGCAGAUGCUCAGUCGGGAGUACUACUACCUCGGGACGCAGCUGCCGAUCGACAGGUUCUUGACGUUCUACUACGGUCACCCCGGUUUCCACAUUAACAACAUGCUCGUCAUCCUGUCAGUGCAAAUCUUCAUCGUCACGAUGGUGUUCUUGGGCACGUUGAACGGCCAGCUCAAGCUCUGCCAGUACUCGAAGUCCGGACAACUCCUUGGCCCCACCGGCUGCUACAACCUCACGCCAGCCUUCCAGUGGAUCGAUCAUUGUAUCAUCAGUAUCUUCUUGGUGUUCAUGAUCGCGUAUCUGCCACUCUUCUUGCAAGAACUCGUUGAGCGUGGCACGAUAAAGGCUGUCUUCCGCCUUGCGAAGCACUUCGGAUCCCUCUCGCCCGCCUUCGAGGUAUUCUCGACCCAGAUCUACUCGCACUCGAUCAUCACAAACAUGACUUUCGGUGGCGCGCGUUACAUUGCCACUGGCCGUGGUUUCGCGACUACGCGUAUCUCGUUCGCGAUCCUAUACUCGCGUUUCGCAGGUCCAAGUAUCUACCUGGGCAUGCGCACGCUGGUCAUGCUGCUCUACGUGACGCUGACGAUUUGGACCGGAUGGGUGACGUACUUCUGGGUGUCUAUCCUCGCGCUAUGCGUUUCGCCGUUCUUGUUCAACCCGCACCAGUUCUCGCCUGCGGACUUCAUCAUCGAUUAUCGCGAGUUUUUGCGUUGGAUGAACCGCGGCAACUCUCGGGCCCACGCCAACUCUUGGAUCGGGUACUGCCGUCUCUCGCGUACGAUGAUCACUGGAUACAAAAAGAAACGUUUGGGACACCCGUCCGAGCGUCUGUCUGGCGAUGUCCCUCGUGCGAAGUGGCGGGCGGUCAUUAUUUCGGAGGUCAUUUUCCCGAUUGUCAUGGCCAUCUUAUUCGUCAUUGCGUACAUGUUCGUCAAGUCGUUCCCCGACAAGAAUGGCAAGCAACCUCCAAGCCCGCUUAUCCGGAUUGCAAUCGUCUCCAUCGGCCCUAUCGUGUGGAACGCAGCUGUCCUGCUCGUCCUGUUCUUGUUCUCGCUGUUCCUCGGGCCAAUGCUCGACACACCUUUCCCUAAGUUCGGCUCGCUGAUGGCGUUCCUUGGGCACACCCUUGGCGUCAUUGGCAUGAUAGCGUUCUUCGAGUUCUUCUGGUUCCUGGAGCUGUGGAACGUGGCACAUGCCGUGCUCGGUCUCAUCACGAUCAUCUUCAUCCAGCGCGCUGUUAACAAGGUGCUCAUCUCCGUCUUCCUCUCUCGUGAGUUCAAGCACGACGAGACGAACCGCGCAUGGUGGACCGGCAAGUGGUACGGCCGUGGCCUCGGCUCGCACGCCAUGUCGCAGCCGGCGCGCGAGUUUGUCGUGAAGAUCAUCGAGCUGUCGCUCUGGAGUUCGGACUUCCUCAUGGGCCAUAUUUUGAUGUUCAUCUUGACGCCGCCCGUGCUGAUUCCGUACAUGGACCGUUUUCAUUCGAUGAUGCUCUUCUGGUUGCGGCCGUCAAAACAGAUUCGUGCGCCGCUAUACUCUAUCAAGCAGAAGCGGCAACGUAGGUGGAUCGUCAUCAAGUACGGCGUGAUUUAUGUGCUGGGAUUUGCCGUCUUCGGGGCAUUGCUUGCACUCCCGCUUGCUUUCCGCGAUCACCUCACAAUCAGCUGCAGCAUUUGCCAGGGCAUCUGAUGGACUACAGUUACGACUCAUCAUAUCAUAGAAUAUUUCCAUUGUACGUUGAACGACCCAUUGCCCACCUACAUACUUGUGUACUACCCGGACUUUCACAUCUUGUCUCCUGAAAGAGAUGGACAAUUCGUUAGUAACGUACUUUUACUCUGCCUGCCAGCCCCUGGUACCUAGUCCUAGGAGCCCAAGCCCAGCCUGCAGCUCUCCUCCGUACCCCAUGUUCUGCCGUUGAUGUUGACGCUGAUUCGGAAGACUCAGAUUCGGACCUCCAUAUCAUACCAUAUCACUGCCGGUCUCUCGCUCACCCUGCACACGAGGAUGCCGCUCGUACCGUCUCGCACCUUUGACGCACAUCCUGAGAUGUUUAUGAACGCUUACAUGUCUUGCACCGCAUUGUAAUCUCAUGUGCCUACCCAAAAUCGACUCGGAUGCUUC